Molecule: messenger RNA, 2592 nt
Organism: Lachancea nothofagi CBS 11611
Lineage: Eukaryota; Fungi; Ascomycota; Saccharomycetes; Saccharomycetales; Saccharomycetaceae
Source: the annotation of a GenBank genome assembly
AUGGCAACUGAGUGGAACCACGGCCCGGGUGAGACCCCACAAACGACCUCGGACGCCAGCUCUGUGGUGUCGUCGUCGUCAACUCUCAUAGGCGAAGUGGCUCCGAAACUGGCGUCUUUCCAGCCCGCGCGGCCUCACAGAAGAGCCAUCUCUGCGCUUGCUCUUGGACGCAACGCGCCAGUCCUGGCAACCUCGCAAAGCUCUCAAAUCCUGCCCAUGAUUGCCAACACCGCCGUAACGUCUCCGGUAUCGGGCAUGCCGUUUUUGAUGCGUUCGAACAGCAACCCAUCUCUUCCGUCGUUCAAAGCGAAGGAAAGUCGCUUACCGCGUCCUGAGGGCACUCACGCCAUCUCAGUUGACGAGCUUCGCUCUUUGCUGCUGUAUGAGCCUGCUGAAAACCUGCUGAUCCUGGAUGUUCGGCCUUUCGUGGAGUUUUCCCGCUCAACCAUCCAGACUGCGCAACAUGUCUGUCUUCCCUCCACUUUGCUUCGACGUAAGACCUUUACGCUAGAACGCCUCAUCGAAAACUUGCCCGAAGAUGUGCGUUCCACCUUGAAGGCUAAAGUUCUGGAUCCUGGUGAUUGUUCAAACGUGAAGGUUGUGGUCUUUGAUAAUACACCUCAGACCCAGUCAGACAAUUCAGUAAGCGCGAGCUGUCACGGCAUGGCCUCCAAGUUUGCGAAUAAUGACAAGUGGAAUCCUGGAACUACAGGCCCUACCAUUCAUGUCUUGAAUCCAGGAUUUCCAGCCUUCGAAGAGUUUGAACCAACCAUGAUAAUCUCACCUCUAAUAACCCCUUCUUCCUCUUCUCCUUCGCCUUCCAGUUUAAUAGAAUCACCUAAGAGACUAGAUUCCACAUCUCAUGUGGGUCCCAAAUCUAGGUUUUCCAGCCAUUCCAUCUCCACGUUGUCGCCAUGUUCUAUACCAGAAUCACCUGUUUCUUCCUCUUCGCCUGUCUCCGGUCUUUUGAAGUUUCAGCUGCCAGUCUCAACUGGAACGGUUCCAACUUUCAAAAUAGCUAGAAAUGAGGAAGUUUCGAACUUGGAGUCGUACCUAAGCGCUGUAAACAUCGGCGAAAAACAACGCAAUGCCAAAGCUUCUUUGACGUCUCCUUUCGGUGAAAUAGAUCCAUCCUCUCAGUCACGAAACACUACAUUUAAGUUUCCUACCGAGCCAUCCGUUGAUAUUACUCCUAUUAAUGGUCGUGAUUUUGCAGCUUUUGAUAAUAAAUUGAACUUUCAGAAGUCCUUUCUAGGUCUGAAAGAUCUUUAUGUGCGCGACACGAUUGAUUCAGUGGUACCGAAGUGGUUUCAAGAUCUUGCUAAUGAAUCGAAAAUAGAUAUGGUAGCACAAUUCCAAAAAAUCGACUUGUUAGAGAAAAAGAGAUUGAGUUAUUGUUUGUCUAACUCUGGCCAAUCUUUAAAAUCCCAUACAUCGUCUGCUGCCUGUGCAGGAAAUAAUACAUUUAUUCAUACAAAUCAGUGCGCGGCAACGUGGUUUGAUGAGUAUAACUCUGAUGAAGAGGACCAAAACAUUUGCAUUUCCUCUGGUGUUGAGCUAGGUGCCAAAAAUAGGUACAAAGACAUAUUCCCUUACGAGCAUACUAGGGUGGUGCUGAAAAAGGAAACCCCUCAUUUCCAAUUCCGUUACUCAAACGAAAUUUGGGACACUUACAUCAACGCCAACUAUUUGGUUAAUCCAUUUGUCAAGCUUCAAAAUUCCGCUGGUAACAGCUGUAUGAACGUUCGUUAUAUUGCUACGCAGGCCCCGUUGGCUGCAACAAUUUAUGAUUUUUACACUUGCAUUCUAAACAAUAACGUACCACUCAUUUUGUCCUUGACCGACGAGUUUGAGAACGGAGUUGAAAAAUGCCAUAAGUUCUGGGCAGAAGGUGAUUACGAUGGGAUUCAAAUUAAGUUGUUGGAUGAAUACCAUAUAGAGACGCCUGAGCUCGACCCUGAAGUGGGCCCUGUCACUUUGAGAAGAAUUCAGAUUCAUCACGACGGUGGUCAAAUCUUCGAGACUUUACAAGCGCAAGUCAAAAACUGGCCAGACUUAGGAGUCAUGGUCAAUCCUCGUCCAAUAUUAGACAUCAUUCGUCUGAAAAACCUGGUUAUUGGCCAGUUAUUUGAGAAGCAAGUCUAUUCUUCAGAUUACUUACCAACUAUCUUAGUCCACUGUUCAGCUGGUUGUGGACGUACGGGCACUCUUUGUGCUCUCGACACAGUUCUCAGUAAUGCUUCAAAGCUAGAUAAUUUGAAAGAAGAAUGGGUAGGUAGGAGAUUGUCGAACGAAAGGAACCCGUGGUCGCCUCGUCCUACAACCUGCCUAGAUAGCAAGCUCUUCGAUCCAGUGAUCAUUACUAUCAACAAGUUCAGAAAGCAACGAAUUUCAAUGGUUCAAAAUGUGAAUCAAUACCUAUUCAUUUAUGAUUGUCUGCUGGCACACUUUGAAAUGUGUUUGAAGGCUAAUACUACGCAUAACAAGGAUUCAAACAUAUUUUCCCACAUUAAUAAUGGAUUGGGAAUUGUUAAAAGCUUUCUGGAAACUAAAAUUGGCGAGGCAGCAAAAAUUGGGGGCGGUCAGAAUUAA